AUGCGAGCACGAGGACGACUAUGUAGGAGCUCCGAGCCAUGUAAACAAUUCUCCAACGUCUCACGUCGACACAUGCUUGGGAACAUUGAACAUAUGUGCAUGCAGUGCUCAUUUUACACAAGGUGCAGUCUUCGGAUCAACACCGAGGCGUCAGACUGGUUCACUUACACAUCCAAACAGUCUGGCGAUGAUUCAUUGCAGUGUUGUCAAAGUAUAUCUCCACAUUCUGGCUACCAGGGUUGUCUACUUAGUCGAUGUUAUUCGUCUAGUAUGAAUUCACGGGAUGUGUACGCCAUCCGGAGAGGAAAUAUACACUGA
Messenger RNA from Heterobasidion irregulare TC 32-1, 318 nucleotides. RefSeq lists its product as uncharacterized. NCBI's taxonomy places the organism in Eukaryota, Fungi, Basidiomycota, Agaricomycetes, Russulales, Bondarzewiaceae. The record is from RefSeq and is a predicted model, not a curated record. The coding region runs from base 1 to 318 and encodes 105 amino acids. The transcript is spliced from 3 exons.